AUGAAUGGCAGCUGGCUUAGCUUUGCGAAGAGCAGAGCGAAGAAUGCGGAUUCUCCCCAGACAUCUGAACUGUCCCCGGAAGAUGUCGAGUUAGUCCACACGCUUGAGGACAGUGAUUCCGAGGGCUCUGAUCGUGUAUGGUGGGCGCAGCAGAUGUUUAGCCUGGGGCACGAUGUGCUGUCGAGCUACCCGUGGGCAGGAAUUCCAGUGAGGCUCCUCAGCGCCUGCACGGGAAGUUUUGCCGAAGCCGCGGCGUUCAAGGAGCUGGACAUACCGUUCUUGAGCAUGGGCUGCAGCGAACCGAACAAGCAUUUUCGAGACUUUGUUUUGGCGAAUUAUUCCACGUUGCAUUUUCAUGCUACCAUGGAAGAUCAGCUCGCUGGUGCACCGUGCUUGUUGCAUGGAAGGGAAGAAGCAUGUGCUGUGGACGCAUGCGAUUACCUGGUCCUCGGUACUCCCUGCAAUCCGUUCAGUACCCAGCGGCUCAAACGUUUCUGUGACGGGAGCAUCAAGGGACAUGCGCUGUCCCAGUGCACUUUUGCAAGUGCCAUCUCCAUGUUGAAGCGUUUCGAGCCUCCAACCGCGACUAUGGAGCAGACGGAAGGCUUUAUGAUGAGGGAAUCAUCUGCUAGCCAUGUCACUCCUCUACAGAGGCAGCCCGUGCAGGGGUUUUUGGCGGAAGUGGAGAAGAUCCACUUUCCGCGUGGCGGCUACAUUGUGACGGUGCACAAGCUGAAGAUGGAGACACCAGCUGCGCAGACGUGCUUGGCUGAAGUGCAGCUCGAGCAGCAGGUAGGACAGAGCAUGCUAUCCGGCUGGGUCAGAUAUGCGCAGCGGGCCGCCCACAGAGCAACAGGUCAGCAGGACCAAGCUGCAGUAGAGGUCUGUGGGGUGGGUGAUGUGGAUGCGCCCCAGCCGCCGUGUCCAAAGAAAGCAGGACGGCCACGUGGCACCUUUGGUGGUUCCUCGGACCGGGCAGCUAUGCAAGCAGGCCUGGCAAGGCUAGCUGCUCCAAAGGCUCGACAACUGAUACCGUUGGGGCGUGGCAUAGACGACAGCAGGAAUUCUCUGACUGGCACGCAACAUGUCUUUGAGCUGGUGAAUAUCGGGACCAAUCUACAAAAACAGGUCUUUCUUUUUGCGCAGGACCAAGCACGCCUCGUUCCAUUGGAUGAUGGCAACCCUGCCACGGAUCAUUUGUGCAACGGACGCAAGCCAGUGACUUCACUUGCUGCUCUGGCGCAGCAGGCGGAGUUCAGCCGAUGGCUUGUGAAGAAGCAUCAAGUGCGAGUUGCGUCGGCAGCUCUCACUUCUGGCGGGUACUUAGCUGGCAGCCUUCUCGCAAAGCUGAAGCACAUGAUUACCGAAGAUGGAUAUGUACCUCUUGUGAUGGGGACCUCCCGGAAAUAUGAUGAGACUCCACUGAAGCUGCGAGUGCAGGAGGCUACUGCAGGCGAUUCUUCGUGGCAGAAGGGUGUGGCCGCGAAGGUCAUGCAGACUCGCCUGCAUGUAUUUGCUCUCCUGAGACAUCCUGAGACAAAGGAGAGUGUUCAGUUCGUCAGUGAGGUCCCUACUGCAUUGCGAGUGAUGGAUUCCGCUACUGCCAACAAUGUCAUGGCUACACAGCAGCAAGCUUUAGACAAAGUUGCUGGCCUGGGGUCCUUCAGCAAGCUGUUUCGCUUGAGGGUGAGUUUGGUUUGCACGGAUCGUGCUGCCCAGAACAUAGCCGCUGAGCGGCUGCUAGCAGCGGAGCUCAACAGGAUUUACGAGUGUUCCUGGGCACCGCUGCACACCUUUUGCGAUAUUCAUCGGAUUGCUCAGGUGGAGAAAGCUACAUCGGAUCUGCUGAAGAAUGUGCUGUCGGGAAUGGUUUCUGUUGGAAAGGCUACACAGACAGCUGGAGCUACACGGCUCCUACGAACCCAUCUGCGAGAGAUUCUGCAAGAGCGUCUGGAGGUCAGAGUCGGUGCGGCCCAGUAUGAGCCUGACAGGGCGCCUUUGUAUGACUUCCUGUUGAGCGAUGUGGCCACGACAUUUGUCCCGGAGCAGCGCAAGCAAUCCGUUUGCACUUUGCGUAAGAGGCAGCGUAUAAUCUUCCUGCAUUACCUCAACGGCGAUCUCUCAUCAGAAUCAAUCAUUCAUUACACUCUGGAGGGCAAGACACGGGAUCAAAUUCUUGGAGAAAUGGAACAGUGGCUGAUACCCGCCCUGUGUCCGGGACCAUGUCCCUUCCUCAACCGCGGAAGGUUUUUGGGGAUGGAGCAGACGGCGCAGUGGGUGGGCAUACUGUCGGUCCACCAUAAUAUCCUGGCCGCAUUGUUGCAAAAGUUGCAUGGCCGGCCAGUCUCUUUGCCGGAAGACAGAACAGUGGCCGCUGGCCCUGCUUCUGGUACAGGUGGCUGGGCUGCCUUUGCUGCUGCACGGGCUGCUCGUGCUAGGCAGCGGCGAGCGCCAGAACAAGCAUCAGAGCUUGAAAGCGUUAUGGGUGCUUUCAGCUUUCGUGCCAUGCAAGAGGUAGAGGCCCUGCCCGCAGACAUGGAGGAAGAGGCUCCUGGCAAUACUGGCGACUUGGACUGGGGUGCACUGAACCGUGCGAGCAAAAAGAAAGCGGCCAUGUUUGGUGCAACGCGGCCUGGCUCUUUGCUUGCGCUCAUGCUUUACAGCAUGCAGCCUGUUCUGCAGCUUCUCUCAAGUUUCAUUGCCUUAAGCUCCGCUGCCUUUGGCACAGCACAGGACACUAAAGCUUUGCAAGGUUCUGGCAGAGCAUUCCGGGUUACAGAAGUUGCGUGUGGUCGGCAGGUCGACACCUUCCAGGCAUCUCUUUCGGAGAAGAUGCAAAGUGCUUGUUUCCUGGUACCUCUACAGAUGUGCAACGUGGCUACACGCGGGUUGCUCUUUCGGCUGAUGUCCCGGCAAAACUGUGCGGUACACCAAUUGCUUGUUCGCAAGCAUCGCAACCCCCCCUACAGCCUCUUCAAAGCCUUGCUGGGCCAGAGCAGCCAGGUCGAAAAUACGGACCCUUGCCUCCUGGACGGCUUCACACGCACUUUCUUGGAAGUGUUCCCAGAUUUGGAUUCUCUCGAUGCCCAACAAUCACUUGCGGCGCUGGCGGAGCAGAUGUCUGUAGACAUCCUGGAGAUUGAGGCUCGACAUGCCACUCCCAGACGCAUAGUCACUGUGCGUGGCACACAGACCUGGGCCUUGAGCGUUCUCCUGCUCGGGGCAGAGUGGGUUCUCCGGCAGUCUGUGAUCAUGCGGGAGCCAGUUGUCGGGACCAAGAAGCAGGAGAGAAAACGGCCGCGGCAUGUCAGAACACAAAAACCCAAAGUCACCAAAGCUGGUGGAGCUUGGAGGGCAUUCGUGCAUCUCCAUGGGAGCGGGCGGCGGCUGGAUGGCGCCAUGUUUCGAAGCCUUUCUGUGCGAUACAGGCUGCUGAAGGCAGCGCAGUCCGAGGAGUACCAGGUGCUGAAGAAUCUAGGCCUGCUGGCAACGUUGUCCGCCCGUGCGGGCGGAGCUCGCUUCUUGAAGCAGUCGUCUGGGCGGGUUUCUACUGCUGUUGUUUCUAUGAGCGACGGCGUGGAAGACAAGCUGAAGCAACUGCGACUUCAGAGGCGUGAACAGCUCCGUGCUGCCGAUGAGGCUGCUGCUUUGGCACGGAGAACUACCGAAGAAGCCGCGCAAGUGGAGCUCCUGCGGCUUCAAGAGCAAACGCUGCCAGCAGACACAUCGUCAAUGGAUUCAAUGGUGACUGGCAGUUUUCGCUGUUGCCCAGGCAACGAGACCCAGCCGGCUGUUGCUCGGUUCUGUCCGCCCGUGGAUCGCGUGGCCGAGGCAUGA
Messenger RNA from Symbiodinium sp. CCMP2592, 3837 nucleotides. Lineage: Eukaryota; Dinophyceae; Suessiales; Symbiodiniaceae. The record is from the annotation of a GenBank genome assembly.